Messenger RNA from Amphibalanus amphitrite, 1777 nucleotides. RefSeq lists its product as uncharacterized. The coding region runs from base 1 to 1470 and encodes 489 amino acids. The record is from RefSeq and is a predicted model, not a curated record. The transcript has 8 exons. Lineage: Eukaryota; Metazoa; Arthropoda; Thecostraca; Balanomorpha; Balanidae.
AUGGCGGCUUACCUGCGGCCCCUGCCCGCCCUGUCAGUGCUGCUCCUGUCCAUCCUUCUGGUGGCGCCGGUGGUGGCCAGGAGCGGCGCAGGAGGAGCUCGCAGCGCCGAGUACUACCAGCGCCGCUAUCAGGGCCGGCCGAGACGGGGUCCGGUACCGACUGCACCUCCGGCUGAGGAUGGCCGGGACAACAGAGACGAGGGGUACCUCCAGUGGAAGGACACGAGGUCAACGGUAGCGCCACUAAAUGUGACCAUCGGCGGGCCCGGCCGAUCGCUGAAAGCCGGGCUGAUGGUUCGGGGUGAGGUGGGGGUGCUAAAACGUGAACAGUUCGGAGUGCUCCGUGCCAGCUCUUCGGCAGCUGCGAAGCGUGAGGGCGUGAAGGGCAUUAGCCGACCGGACUCUGCCGGUCUGCCGGUGCUGACUGUUCUGCGGUUCGCGAACGACGCGUGCGGCUCGGAGAUUGGCGGAGGCUGGGGGACGUGUCUGCUGCCCUCAGAGUGUAGCCGACAUCGUGGGGUGGCCAGCGGUGCCUGCGCGCACGGCUUCGGCGUUUGCUGUGUCCAGAGCGAGACGUGCGGCGGAGAGACGAGCGUCAACAACACGUACUUUGUCAACCCGGAGCACCCGGUCGCGGGCGUGGCAGUGCGAUCGUGCAUCCUCACCGUGCACAAAGCAGCGCCGGAUGUGACGCAGAUUCGACUUGACCUCACCGAAUUCCAGAUGGCGGGACCGACGAGCGGUACCUGCAAACGAGACGUGUUCAGCGUCAGCGGUCAGGACAGCAACAGCAUAGUGCCGGCACUCUGCGGCCAGAACCAUGGUCAACACUUAUAUCUGGAGGUGGGCGAGCGGACGGGACCCGUGCAGCUGCGGGUAGUCACCUCGUCACCGUCUGGACACCGCUGGCGGGUCAGAAUCAGUCAGCUGCGCCGCACCGAGGCCGGCCGGGCGCCGCCGCUGUGCCUUCAGUACCUGACCGGCCGCUCCGGCCGAAUCGCCAGCUUCAACUACAGGCCGGCGGUACAGGGCCAGGCUGGACAGCCGACGGACGGCGGGUAUAUGAACAACCUCAACUACAUGAUAUGUAUCAGGAAAGAGUCGGGCUUCUGCAGCAUUACCUACUCCACCGACAACUUUGGAUCGCAAGCUAUGGCAAAUGAGUUUAACAUUGUUAACUUUGAAAAUGAGGAAUCAGCUACCGGUGGCACGCCGACCGUGCCAGCCGGCCAGGCGGGCGUCGGACCCAUCAAAUGUCGGCACGAUUUUCUGGUGCUCAGCCUGGACCGGCUCUGCGGCGAGCGGCUCAACGACGCGGCCGCCAGCAGCACGCUCACGGACAACGCCGACGUCACAGACUACUCCGCUGGCCAGUUCGUCGUCAAGUUUGUCUCCAAUCACCAGCGGACCGGAGCCGGCUUUCAGCUCGACUUUCGGCAGAACCCGUGCUCCUCUCAGCAGGCCACAUGAAUGCGUUUCUCGUUUGCCUCCCGUGUUUGCGUUAGCAUCUGUCACCCGAGUCGCCCAAAGAGGGGUGGCCAAGGCAAGCCCUGAUUCAUAUCAUCGUGUAUGUUUGAAAGGACGCAUCACAUGGAAGAACAGGCUGGCAGUAAGGUAGCUAGUUUAGUCCAUUAUUCAGGUAAAUAGUUGCCGCUAUCCUCAUAAGCAUAUGUGUGACUUUAACGAUGCAUAUUAUCAGGUGUGUGGCCAGUUGUGUCAGUGUAUCAAAGAACUGUGAUGAAGUGCUGGUAAUUGUAUCAAUACAUCUUGAAACAUG